This is a messenger RNA of Podospora pseudopauciseta, 898 nucleotides long. RefSeq lists its product as uncharacterized. The record is from RefSeq and is a predicted model, not a curated record. Bases 295 to 831 code for a protein of 178 amino acids. The transcript is spliced from 2 exons. Lineage: Eukaryota; Fungi; Ascomycota; Sordariomycetes; Sordariales; Podosporaceae.
GUGCGCGCUAUGAUGUCACCGCCCGUCCCAUGACCCCUAUGACAUCACUCGCAACCUGAAACACCAAGAACAACAUCGUGGACGGCGGAAGGAACUGCUCAGAGAAAGGCAAUGACGUGAAGCUACCAGUAGCUUCGGACCUGGUUUUGUUCUUAACGUCUGCAAAAUAUAAGACAGGCUUCUUCUCACCAACAACUCUUCUCUCUCCAUCAAACACCUUGAACAUCAAUCAAUACCUUUGAAGACAAACAACACUCUCAACUUUAACUAUCUCCAUCGCAAAUAUCAAACAACAUGUCUACCGAUAACACUUCCACUCUCAAGUCCUACGUCGACUCCGCUACCGGAGCCGUCCAGAACGCUGUCGGUUCCAUCAUUGGCAGCAACGGCGAUCAGGUCGAAGGACAAGCCAAGAAGGAGAAGGCUCAGGCUGAGUACGAUGCCUCGCAUGCCACAGCCAAACUCCCCGGCUUCACAGCUUCUUCGUCCGGCGCCGUGGCCAAGGACCAUCCCGAUCGCAAUGCCGGUUCAUACAACCAGACUGCCGGUGCUGCUAAGGAGUUUGUCGGAGGAGUGCUCGGCAAUGAGAGCCUUAAGCAGUCCGGCCGCGAGCAGAACCUUCAAGGUCAAGAGCAAGAAGCCAAGGGCCAAAUCAACGACUACGUUUCCGGUGCCGCCGAUCGUGCUGCUGGAACCCUCGGCAGCGGUUUUGCCGGCCUGACGGGUGACCGGGUCAAGCAAGCUGAAUACCAGGACCAGCACGACACCGGCAAGACUCAGCAACGCGGAGCCGAACACGACAUUGUCAAGCAGGCAGAGGCGAAGCAGUAAAUCAUAAUUUGGGGAGAAGCAGGCGUUUUCAUUGCAUGGAAUUCGGAAAUAGCAUGAACCGGUUGAU